AGGAGGGCACGGGGGUGGUGGAGAACGGAGUCGAGGUUGGAGGAAGGAAAGAAAGAAAGAAAGAAAGAAAGAAAGAAAGAAAGAAAGAAAGAAAGAAAGAAAGAAGGAGACUGAAACCUGAACGGCAAACAGUAAUUUUCUCCUGUGAAGGCUGGGGACCACAGGAACAACAGCUCAGGGAGAAUUUUCCAUUUCUAUUGUCUUGUUCUCUCCAAGUGGUUUGAAAGCUUCGGGGAUUGUCUGGUGGUGAAGGCCAUCUGGCUCGCUGCUUUAUCUGGAUUUUAUGCUGUGAGCCUUUGGCCGACCGUGGCCACCUGCACGGGUCUCAAACCUGAGUUAUUUUUGUGAGACAUGAGGCUGUGCAUCCCGAGUUUGUCCCGUCAGAGCAACGCAACAUGAGCGAAGGAGAAAACCAUUACACAUCCGCCCAUCAUCUGUCCGGGAAGUAGGGGUGGGCCCGCUCCCUCUCGCCCCGAGAGCUGCUGUUCGUCAUGGAGUCUGUGGUGAGAGUGAAAAAGUCCCUGAGGACGCCCAUCAGGAAGCUGACCGGCUGCGUGUCGGGGGUGAAGGAGAGGAAGCUGUGUGCCAAACGCAGGAACAAGAGGGGCAGAGGUGGGGGAGGCAGAAGAGGGUGCAGCGCGGCUGGGAAGACACCCUCCGUCCGGGCCGCACACCCCAGAGACCCGUCAAUUAUUCGCUCGUACCAGGCAGACCUGGAGAAGGAGAGGAAGCUGCGGGAAGCAAUGAAUGCUCAGAAGAACGCGGAGAGAGCGACUAUGAGGGCUCACUUCAGGAGAAAAUACAAGCUGUCUGAGAACUCCAAAGACACGGACCGCCUGAAGUCUGCUGGAGGCAAAGUGUCGCUCCCCCGCGAGCUUUCCAAAAUGAUUCAUCCCAAAACCAACUCCAAGGGCGACGGCUUCAACUUGCUGAGCGCCUUCCAAGGCCUCAGCUUCGACACGACGCUGCUCACAGGGACGAAACGCAGCGCGACGCCCACACCUACGCCAAGACAGGGGAACCCUUGUAAAAUCAUGUGAUUGAUGCGUAAUCGCACAGGUUUACACUGUUUUACACUGUUUUAAAUGAACACACAGGUACGCUGACAUUAGUGGGUCAGUAAAUACUGUGAGACAAGUUCGCAUGAUCUAGUCAUUUCAUUAUGUUUUAAUAUGUUGCUCUUAUAUUCUAAUAUAAUGUAUUAUAGAACCAGUUAAAAAGGGAAGAUCUUAUACCUAAGACACUUCAUUUAUAUACAUAUAGAGGUUAUUGUAGCAUGUUUACGGGGCUGAUGCAGCUUUAUAAAACUAUAUAGAUCCAACUGUGGAUCUAUACACAAGGAAGGAAUCUCAGGGUCACACGUUCACACUUCAACACACAUUCACACAAGUCAUGGAAGAACAUAAAAUGUGCUUAUUUGUGAUUUGUUGUUUGAUAUUUUGAUUGAUGAUGAUGAUGAUGAGACAAAUGUCUCCUGUUGUUUCUAUUCACACAGUCAUUUGUGUUCUACAUCGACACUUCGUAUUUAAGCCAAAUGUACCGUGUGUGAGCCAAAUUUUAAGACUCUAGUUUUCCGUGAUGACACUUUCUUAGCGUUGGUUAGUGUGUAUAAAUAGUCUCAUGAUGCUGAGAAACAACAAGUAGAAAGACAUUUUUGUUCAAUGUUGAUUAGCAAAAAAAUGUUACUUUUAAUAAAGACUGUUUUGGGCAGCUGGACUCAC
Molecule: messenger RNA, 1721 nt
Organism: Mugil cephalus (flathead mullet)
Lineage: Eukaryota; Metazoa; Chordata; Actinopteri; Mugiliformes; Mugilidae
Product: complexin-3-like
Exons: 4
Coding region: 492-1040 (182 amino acids)
Biological process (GO): synaptic vesicle exocytosis; neurotransmitter transport; regulation of neurotransmitter secretion
Cellular component (GO): terminal bouton; SNARE complex
Molecular function (GO): syntaxin binding
Source: RefSeq, a predicted model, not a curated record